This is a messenger RNA of Sciurus carolinensis (gray squirrel), 1231 nucleotides long. RefSeq names its product Y-box-binding protein 3-like. The coding region runs from base 1 to 1113 and encodes 370 amino acids. Gene Ontology annotation, cellular component: nucleus. The record is from RefSeq and is a predicted model, not a curated record. Gene Ontology annotation, molecular function: nucleic acid binding. NCBI's taxonomy places the organism in Eukaryota, Metazoa, Chordata, Mammalia, Rodentia, Sciuridae. Gene Ontology annotation, biological process: regulation of gene expression. The transcript has a single exon.
AUGAGCGAGGCGGGCGAAGCCACUACCACCGCCACCCUCCCGCAGGAUCCGGUGGCGGUGGACGCCUCAGCGCCCCAGGACUCUGUGCCCAAGAGCCCAGUGAACAGCAGCGCGCCCCACGCCGUGGCACCCGCGCCUUCUGCCCAUGUCGCAGGAAAUCCCGGUGGGGACGCGGCCCCUGCUGUCACCCGCAACGCGGCCCCAGCCUCUUCUGCCACCGCCGGCAGUGUAGACGCCCAGAAAAAAGUUCUCGCCAGCAAAGUCCUUGGUACUGUCAAAUGGUUCAACGUCAGAAAUGGAUAUGGAUUUAUAAAUCGAAAUGACACCAAAGAAGAUGUAUUUGUACAUCAGACUGCCAUCAAAAAGAAUAACCCACGGAAAUAUCUGCGGAGUGUAGGAGAUGGAGAAACUGUAGAAUUUGAUGUGGUUGAAGGGGAAAAGGGCGCCGAAGCAGCCAAUGUGACUGGCCCAGAUGGAGUUCCCGUGGAAGGGAGUCGUUACGCUGCCGAUCUGCGCCGUUACAGACGUGGCUACUAUGGCAGACGCCGUGCUCCUCCCCGUCAUUACGCUGGGGAGGAGGAGGAGGAGGAAGUAAGGGGCAGCAGUGAAGGAUUUGGCCCCGCUGCUGCUGACCCGCAGUUCUGUGCCACCCGGAGUCAGCUGCGCCGCCCCCAGUAUCGCCCUCAGUACCGGAGGCAGCGGUGGUUCCCGCCUUACCACACGGGACAGACCUUUGACCGUCGCUCACGGGUCUUUCCUCACCCCAAAAGAAUGCAGACUGGUGAGAUUGGAGAGAGGAAGGAUGGAGUCCCCAAGGGAACACAGCUUCAGGGACCAGUUCGUAGAAAUCCACCUUAUCGCCCAAGGUACCUUAGGGGACCUCCUCGCCCACGACCUGCCCCAGCUGUUGGAGAGGCUGAAGAUAAAGAGAAUCAACAAGCAUCCAAUGCUCCAAACCAGCCAUCAGCUCGCCGUGGAUACCGGCGUCCCUGGAACUAUAGGCGUCGCCCCCGUCCUCCAAAUGUUCCUUCACAAGAUGGGAGAGAAACCAAGGCAGGUGAAACACCAAAGGAGAAUCCUGCUCCAGCCACUGAGCAGAGCAGUACUGACUGACAUCCAGCUCCCCAGGCACCUUCACUACCUGCAGGUGACCUAAAGAAUUAAUGAUCUUUCAAAAGUAAAACAAAAGCACAUCCACGAUUUUACCAACACCAAAGAAACAUCUAAGCAA